AACCCACAUACCCACAAUCAGCAAUCAGAAUUCGGUUGCGUUCAAGGUCAAUGACCGAAGACCGAGUUAGGAUGUAGGCAACAAUAUAAAGGGGAGUUUAUUGUUAUUGCGAAAUAACGAAACAUUAUCUUAUGUAGCAACCUACUGGUGUGAGAGUGCAAAAUACAUUUUUUAGGAAUUGUGGUCUCGCAAAAUAUAAUACAUUUCUAUGAUUGGUCAUCAGUCAGUCGGAUUAUGAAAUGGAGAAUUUUCGCGAAUUCUUAUCAAGCUUAGGAAUCUUUGUUGAGGACGAGCUUGAAACCGAUUACUCUGAAGAUUACGAUCACCCCGAUCCCCCUAAAAACUAUCUCAGCUCUUUUGAUUUUCAAGAGGAAGCACUCCGUCAACUACAGUCCAGUCCCCUGAAUGAGCCUGAUGACUUCGAAGACGAUUCUGGGGGCGACGAGGGACUUUUAUUCAAUGGAACUGGUUUGGCGCUGUUCCAAAGCCAACCUCAGCAGCAUCAAGAGGUCGAGCAAAACUUUUCUCAGGGUUCUGCUGGAAGCUUCUUUGAUGUGCAACCAGAUGAGCUUUUAGGCGUUGAAAAUGAGAGAGUCAAUAAUGCCAGUCUACAAAGUGUUCCUAAUUCGAUGUAUCCCGUUGACAAUCUUUGCAGAAUUAGCAUUAUUGCUCCAAAGUACAGAUCAAUCUUCAAAAAUAUUCCAUUCUUCAAUGUGAUCCAAUCUAAAGUUUUGGAUCCUGUUCUGAAUUCUGAUCGGCCUGUGGUGGUUGCUGCGCCAACUGGAUCAGGAAAAACGGUCAUUUUUGAGCUUGCCAUUGUUUGGCUGCUCAUGCAAAUUGAAAGAGAAAGUCCAGGCUGGACCGACUUUAAAAUCAUCUACAUUGCUCCAGUGAAAGCACUGUGCUCAGAACGCCUGGCUGAUUGGAACGAGAAAUUUGGGUCAGUCGGACUCUCUUGCAGUGAAGUUACAGGUGAUAUGGAGAACACGUAUAAUUCGGCCCUGCGCAAACACCAGAUCAUUCUGACCACUCCAGAAAAGUGGGACUCAAUGACUCGACGUUGGAAGGACAACAGAGGCCUGGUCCAGCAUGUCAGGCUUAUUUUGAUUGACGAGGUGCAUUUGCUUAAUGAGGAGCGCAGGGGUCCCAUUCUGGAAGCUGUGGUCAGCAGGAUGAAAACUGUCCAGCUGAGUCUUGAGCUUGAAGGCCACGUUCAGGGAGUGGGGCCAAAAGGCAUCAGGUUCCUUGCCGUGUCUGCCACCAUUCCAAACAUUGAAGACAUUGCUCAGUGGCUUGGCUGCAGAAGCCCUCAGCUUCCUCUACACUUCAGCGUGUCAGAAGACGAGCGGCCAGUGAAGCUGAAAAAAAUUGUGUACGGCUAUGAUAGCCGUCCAGGCUGGUCGUCGUUCAGAUUCGACAUGCAGCUCAACUACAGACUGAAAGAAAUUUUGCUCAAACACUCAGAUGGGAAACCCAGUCUUAUUUUCUGCAGCACAAGAAAGAGCGUGACGCAGUGUAGUGACAUUCUGAUCAAAGAACUAGUGUUCAUGCCUUCUCCAAAGCAAAAGGAGGAUAUCAAAUCUAUGGUUGGAAAGUUGAUGGACAAGAAAAUCGGCGAGGCAUUGAACAGAGGUGUUGGAGCUCACCACGCAGGAAUGCACAAAAACGAUAGACAAAUCGUGGAGAACCUCUUCAAAAAUGGAUCUCUUCCUGUUCUUGUGUCAACCUCAACCCUAGCGAUGGGGGUAAACCUGCCUGCGCACUUGGUGGUGAUCAAGUCGACUGAGCAAUACAUUGGCGGCACCUACGCGGAGUACGGCGAGAAUGCAGUUUUGCAGAUGAUGGGAAGGGCUGGCAGGCCGCAGUAUGACACCUCCGCCACCGCAGUCAUCAUGACCAAGAUGAGCCAGAAGGCCAAGUACGAAAGACUUGUUGGGGGUAAGCAGGCCAUUGAAAGCACCCUACACAGACACCUGGCUGAGCACCUGAACGCUGAGGUUGUGCUGCAGACCAUCACAAACCUCAACUUGGCCAUGACAUGGCUCAGGUCGACCUACUUGUACGUCAGGGCCUGCAAGAACCCCCGCGCGUACAACUUGCCCAAUGACAACAGGGUGGAAACUCAUUUGAAUAAUUUGUGCAUGAAGGAGAUGACCGCAUUGGCCAAGUGUGGUGUGGUGAUCAUGGAUGGUUGCAACAUUACUUCCACCGAUGCAGGCAAAAUCAUGGCAAAGUACUGCCUCAGUCUGCAGAGCAUGAAUAAGUUUUUCGAGAAUGUAAAAAAUGCAAUGACUAUGGAUAAUUUGCUGCACGUCGUUUCAAAGUGCUCUGAAUUCGAAGAGUACCAGCUCAGAGUGAUUGAAAAACGCACCCUCAAUGAACUGAAUAAGAAGAUCAGGUACAAGGUGGCUGGAAAGGUGCAGAGCAUCCAUUCAAAGGUGUUUGUGCUGAUCCAAGCCAACCUGGAUGGCCUACAGUGCCAAGACGUCGCCUUACAGCAGGAGUCUUUCAAGAUCAUGAAAGUGGCUCAGCGAGUGUCUAAAUGCCUGGACGAGUUCAUCAGGAGUAAGUUCCCCGCGGACUUUUCCUCGGUGCUGAAUGCCCUGCUGCUUUCAAAAUCAAUUGGGAAGUCAAUGUGGCACGACUCAAACCUGGUGGCCAAGCAACUGAACGGUAUUGGCCCGAAAUAUGCAGAAAACCUAGUCGCCGCGGGAAAAUCCUCCUUCAGGUCUAUCAAGGAGUCCAACCCGCGAGACCUGGAGAGGAUCAUGGGAAUUGGAACUGCAAAGGGCAACGGCUUCGUCAGCCAGGCAACCUGCUUGCCCGACUACGAGCUGAAGCUGGAUAGCUCGAAAGAUGGACUGGAAACUGUUGAUUUGAGAGUGUCUUGCGUGCUUGGUAACGCUGCUGAUUUGCGCCAGGGGAAGACUGCUGGUGCCAGACACACGUCCCUCUUCAUCUUGGCAGACAAGACCAACAACCAAGUCAUUUACUCUGAGAAAAUCUCGGAUUUGUAUCUGAUGAGGAACACAUACACUUUUUCGACUAGCUAUGUGUUGCCAGCAGCAGAGGACUGCAUAACUGAAAUUGUCGCCAGCAUUUGCAGUGAAACCUGGGUUGGCAUCGACAAGACUGAACUGAUCAAAGUUGACUGCCCUAGAAAAAUCUCUGAGCAGAUGGAAACCAGGGUUGAGGGAAAAAAUGCUCCCACACUUGCUGUCAAAUCUAAAUCACAACCAAAAAAGGCAAAAGCGCCGGCUGCAAAAACAAAAGGGGACGCUGCUGCCAAAAAGAAGCCAUCUAUUUGCACUCAGACUCUAGAAAAAUACAAAAUGCUGCUAAAGAAACCAUCUAGAAUAAUCAGGCCGCAAAUCCAGAUUCAACCUCCUUGCGUGGCCUCUUGCGAGCCAGAAAUCAGGCCUGAGAUUGAGCCUAUGCAAUUAACUGCUCCCUUGGAUGUGGAGAUGACGCCUGCUCCAGAAUGUGUUGAAAAUAGCCCGCCAGCGUCGCUUCAUUCCGGCUCCUCCAGUCCUUCGUACAGCCCUUUGUACUCUCCUUCCAUCAGUGCGGCCUCCUCGCCGCAAGUUAAGAAAACAUACAUCCUUGACUAUCCCUUGCCAAAGCUGAACUUUCAUCUUGAGUUUGAAAGUGACGAUGAUGAGUUUGAGAGCGGCCCCUUCAAAGGCGAAUGUUUGCCUAAGUUGAGCGAUAAGAGGCCAACGCAUACUGUUGUCAACAAGUUUAAAAGGACCCUGAGCCCUGCUAGAGACGCAGAUACCUUCAUGGACACCGUGUUUGAAGCUCUUGGGUCUGCAGUCACGCCUAUCAUCAGUACCUACCUCAAGAGCAGUGCUUUUGAUGUCACUGAGAAUUCCAUCCAUAAGAAUUGCACUGGUAAUUGACAUAAUUAAUCUUUGAAACGAUUAGUUUUGAAGAUUUAUUUCAAGUUUCAACUUCGCGCUUCAAGAAGCCAUGCGUUCUAGUCCGAGAAUGUGAUGUUUCCUUAGUUCAGAUUCAAAACACAACCAAAGUGUGUGAACGUUGAUUUUACUUUUGCUUUCAAUUACACAAGGUCUUAUGUUUAAUUUAAAUGGCGGUGCCAACAGUUGAACUAUUGCAAAUAAAUAUGAUACAAAUAUGGAGAAA
Messenger RNA from Cloeon dipterum, 4146 nucleotides. RefSeq names its product probable ATP-dependent DNA helicase HFM1. Bases 240 to 3902 code for a protein of 1220 amino acids. Gene Ontology annotation, molecular function: ATP binding; nucleic acid binding. Lineage: Eukaryota; Metazoa; Arthropoda; Insecta; Ephemeroptera; Baetidae. The record is from RefSeq and is a predicted model, not a curated record. The transcript has 22 exons.